AUGUCGUCGAUACGAUCGGUGUUGCGCACAACUGCGCGUGCAUCUCUGCCCUCCAGCCGCACGUUCAGCACGACACCGUUGCGGCUCAACACGGCAGCAGCUUCGGCCACGGACGGCGAACAGAUGAUCCGCACCAUCCUCACCGACCGCUUCCAGCCGUCCGUCCUCAAGGUCCAGGACGUUAGUGGCGGAUGUGGAAGCUUCUACGCCAUCCAGCUUUCGUCGAAAAAGUUCAACGGCCUGUCAACUGUCAAGGCGCACCGCCUCGUCAACGAGCAACUCAAGGACGUCAUCAAGGACAUUCACGGUCUCCAGCUCCGAACAAUGCCCGAGGAAUAA
Messenger RNA from Moesziomyces antarcticus, 339 nucleotides. RefSeq names its product bola-like protein. Bases 1 to 339 code for a protein of 112 amino acids. Lineage: Eukaryota; Fungi; Basidiomycota; Ustilaginomycetes; Ustilaginales; Ustilaginaceae. The record is from RefSeq and is a predicted model, not a curated record. The transcript is spliced from 3 exons.